Messenger RNA from Lachnellula hyalina, 1041 nucleotides. It is a transcript of the gene DCAS, whose product is annotated as N-carbamoyl-D-amino acid hydrolase. Gene Ontology annotation, molecular function: hydrolase activity, acting on carbon-nitrogen (but not peptide) bonds, in linear amides. The record is from RefSeq and is a predicted model, not a curated record. The transcript has a single exon. Bases 1 to 1041 code for a protein of 346 amino acids. NCBI's taxonomy places the organism in Eukaryota, Fungi, Ascomycota, Leotiomycetes, Helotiales, Lachnaceae.
AUGGCACCACGAACCUUGAAGAUCGCAGCGGCCCAAAUGGGUCCUGUCCAUCUCACAUCCAAACGCCCAGAGACCCUCUCCCGAAUGAUCACCCUUCUGCAAUCUGCCUCUUCCCUCGGCGCCCAGCUCGUCCUCUUCCCCGAAACAGCAUUCACGACCUUCUUCCCGCGGCACUUAAUCCCCUCGCAAGAACUAGACACCUAUUUCGAACACAGCGACAAUCUGCCUGAUGCUGAAAACACCAAGCCCCUUUUCGACGAGGCGAAGAAACUGGGCAUCGAUAUCUCGGUGGGUUUUGCUGAGCGCGCCGAAGAUGGGAAGGGGUAUAAUACGAGUGUGUAUUUUUCGGCGAAGAAGGGCGAGGUGAUUGCGAAGUAUAGGAAAGUGCAUUUGCCGGGGACGAAAGAACCGUUUGAGAAUCCCGACGCUGUGAACCAGCUUGAGAAGCGGUAUUUCGAGCCUGGUAAUUUGGGGUUCCAAGCAUUCCGAGCCCCGGAUUUGGUUGAGGGGGCUGUGAAGAAGGGUAAUGGGGUAGAGGCAGCGCUAGGGAAGGGCGAUCCAGUGAUGGGCAUGAUGAUCUGUAAUGAUCGGCGGUGGGUUGAGGGAUGGAGGAUCUAUGGUAUGCAGGGCGUGGAAGUUGUGUUGUGCGGGUAUAACACUGCGGGCUUCGCGCCGGAUCUGUGGGGGACGAGGAAGGUGAUGACGCCGGAGGAGGCGGAGAAAGAUGCGGUAUUCCAUCAUAAGCUGGUCAUGCAAGGUAAUUCGUAUAUGAAUUCUUGCUUCUCGGUCAGUGCGGCGAAAGCUGGGCUGGAGGACGGCAAGUAUGAUUUGAUUGGCGGCAGUUGUAUUACUUCGCCAGAGGGACAUGUGUUGGCGGAGGCGAAGGGGAAGGGUGACGAGAUUGUUUUUGCAGAGCUGGAUUUGGAGGAUUGCAGACAGGGGAAGGAGAAGACUUUUGAUUUUGAUAGACAUAGGAGGAUUGAUCAGUAUGGACCGAUCACGCAGCAGACUGGUGUUGUGGAGCCUGAUUUGCUUGAAUAG